UACAAAUGUUUUGUUUCGACAGUAGGACUAUAUUGUGUUUUUUUAUCCCAGCAGCUAUUGCACAAAUUAACACAUCAUAGGAGCGUCACAUAGAUGCCUAUUUAUUUAUUUUUAUUUAUUUAAUUUUGAAUGUCCAUGUUUGUACUAGUGUUUUCCUUCUUAAAAUGUUUUUUUAAAUAUAUUGAGAUUUGGUUGAGCAGGGUAUACUUGUACUUUUACUAGUCCUUUUAUUAGAGAUGUGUCUGUUGUUUGUUUUUAGUGUCAGGAUGGAACCCUUGUCUUUUUCUCUGCAAACAGAAUCUACCUAUACGGGUACAAAUAAAUAACCUGAACCUGAACCUGAACCUUUCUGCACAUAUUUCUGUAGUGCAGAAUUCUGUACAUAUACAGAACAAAGCCCAUCAAAUAUGUUUUUGGUUGAGCACAUCAGUUGGGUGGACAGAACAUGGUAGUAUGAAAGAAGUGUUCAAUUUGGUGCAAGAGUUUGGUUUUGAUAAAUGUUUAUGUAGUUUUGGCUGCAGUUUUUCAUCAUGCAGGAUAUAUGAGGUGAUUUGCACUUUGAGUGUGUGGUUUUGUGAAUUGUGUUAUGACCUAAGUGUUUUUGGGAAAAUAAGCCAUGUAUUCAAAAACAUGCGUAAGCAAUUGAAAAAAACUGUAAAAGCCUACAUAAAGUGUAGGUGUGCUACUGCUGCUGCAGGGAGGGGGGUAGGGGAUGUGGUAACGAGAGGGAAGUUAAAGUAAACAGUCAGUGUGAUAAUAUUUUCAGUGUCAGUGUGAGUCCCACAAAUAUCAGAGAUGGACAAGUUUAAGACUGCUGUGGCCAUUGCCCACAAACAGACAAGCAUGGGGUUAGGGCUGGUGGCCCUGACAGCUGGGGGGGAGCAGAUCUUCUCCGCAGUGGCCUUUAGCUGUCCCUGCAACCAACUCAACUUCUUCUACGGCUUAGUGUUCCUGCUUGUGCCCGCUCUGGCUCUGCUGCUGCUGGGGUUCAUCCUCAGUGAGAAGACGUGGAAGGUACUGACGGGCAUGUGUCAGGAGCCGCGCCGCUUGAGGAGGCUGUUCACCGCCGGCUCGGUCCUGUGCCGGGUCAGCUGCAUCGCACUUGUGGCCCCCUGCAGCUGGAUAGCCAUGGCUCUGCUCAACGGGAAGUACUAUGAAUGUGCGAUGACCGGGACCAAUGUGACCGCUUACAUCAAGCACCUGUGUGGAGACAAGAAUUUGGACCAGUGUCAGCAGGAGCUGAGCAGCUUGCCCUGCCUGGGGCCGAAGGAGGACCGGCAGCGGGUCCUGAUGACUCUCAGAGCCGAUUCCCAGAUUCUGGGAUGGCUGCUCAUCGCCUCCAUCAUGUUGUCCAACCUGCUAAUGAUCUGCAUGGCUCGGUGCACAUCCCCCAUCAGCUACCUGCAGCUCAAGUUCUGGAGAACGUAUGUUCAAGAGGAGAGCAACCUGAUGGAUUCAUACAGCUCUAAACACGCCAAAGAGCUCGCUGAGAGGAACCUGAAGAGCUUCUUCAACCAAGAACCGCCUGAAGACAUCAGCACACCUUCCAACAGGGCCUGGAAGAAGAUCUCCUCGCUCUACAAGUUCAGCACCAAAGACCAUUACUACAGCACCAUUCACCGCUAUGUGGAGGAAAGUUGUGACAAUGACAUGAUGAAGAUCGCUUCGGUCAAGUCCAGCGGGACUGCUGACAACAUCCCAGCUGCUCUUGGUUUUGUAGACGAUGUCAGGAUGGCGUUGUGACAAACAUUUUCAGCACCAAAGCCCAUCUGCAGGGAUACACCAGCUGAGGGAUCCUGCUGAACAUGAUGUCAGUGAACUGCUUAUAGUUUAUAGUGUAAAACAAUAUGCUCUAAGAGGAGAAUGCAUUAGCUUAAAUAGUAGAGAUUUGGAGAAAAAAUGCCAUAUAUUUCUAUAUACCAUUUUUAACGUGGACAAUAUGUGAGAUAUGAACCCUAUCACCAAGAUAGUCAUCAUCAACAUCUCCAUCAUUACAUUACAUUGCAUUUAGCUGAUCCAAAGCGACUUACAUUCGACCAGGAAGACACAAACUUGAAGA
Gymnodraco acuticeps is the source of this 2059-nucleotide messenger RNA. RefSeq names its product calcium homeostasis modulator family member 6 (gene calhm6). Gene Ontology annotation, molecular function: monoatomic cation channel activity. The record is from RefSeq and is a predicted model, not a curated record. Lineage: Eukaryota; Metazoa; Chordata; Actinopteri; Perciformes; Bathydraconidae. The transcript is spliced from 2 exons. Bases 796 to 1743 code for a protein of 315 amino acids.